Messenger RNA from Hermetia illucens (black soldier fly), 866 nucleotides. RefSeq names its product DNA replication complex GINS protein PSF1-like. NCBI's taxonomy places the organism in Eukaryota, Metazoa, Arthropoda, Insecta, Diptera, Stratiomyidae. Gene Ontology annotation, biological process: DNA replication; DNA strand elongation involved in mitotic DNA replication. The transcript has 3 exons. The record is from RefSeq and is a predicted model, not a curated record. Bases 148 to 732 code for a protein of 194 amino acids. Gene Ontology annotation, cellular component: GINS complex.
UCUGCUCUCUCAGGAUCCUUUUCAAAGGUCGCUACAGUAAAGUCAAUCUUAAUUCACCAUUUGUAUGUUUUGAUAAAUCAAAACAAAGACCCCUAACCUAUAUUUAGGCGGCAAGAGGUCCACUUAGAAGUAUAGGCACUGAAAAUAAUGUUCGGAGACAAAGCAUUUGAAUUAGUUAAGGAACUUCAGCGAACAUCUGAAACGCUUCCACCAUUCGAUGAUGAUGGCGUUAGACAAGUCCUUGAGGAAAUUAAAGCGAUUUUCGAAGAAAACUGCCAACAAGCCGCAGCAUAUUCCCACUCAGGAGACCGGACACUAUGGCCUCUGCUGAGUUUCCGUCAUGCAGCAAUUCAGCGAAAUAAACGCUGCCUGCUCGCCUAUCUCUACCAACGACUUCAACGCAUUAAAGCUAUUCGCUGGGAAUUCGGCCCGAUAGUCCCAAACGACAUCAAAAAUUCAUUCUGCGAACCUGAAACGCAAUGGUUCAACUCAUACUCGAAAUCGCUUGCUACAUACAUGCGGUCGAUCGGCGACGGACAAGGGAUUGACCUCACCGGAGAUUUGAAGCCACCGAAGUCACUGUUCGUGGAGGUCCGGUGUCUCGAGGACUACGGCAAAUUCGAGUUAGAGGACGGGGAGGUCAUCCUCUUGAAAAAGAACAGCCAACACUACCUGCCGAGGUCCCAAGUGGAGUCACUGAUCCGACUGGGAAUUCUGCAGCACAUCUCGUGAGAGGACUCAGUGGGCGGUGGUGUCUCUUUGCCCUGAUCACUUCCUUUGUUUGUCCUAAGCGCGAUACUUUGCAUCUUAUUUCGUGUUAAGUAUUAUCUCGUCCGACGGCAAUAAAACUUGUUUUCGGUGGCCAA